This is a messenger RNA of Drosophila innubila, 1846 nucleotides long. RefSeq names its product alaserpin. Gene Ontology annotation, molecular function: serine-type endopeptidase inhibitor activity. The record is from RefSeq and is a predicted model, not a curated record. The transcript has 4 exons. Lineage: Eukaryota; Metazoa; Arthropoda; Insecta; Diptera; Drosophilidae. Bases 147 to 1712 code for a protein of 521 amino acids.
AUCGAGCUGAGCUGACUUUCAAACGGACGGUGUCCCAACAAAAAAGAACAGCACAAAAAGCGAACAAAAUAAACAAGUUCCCAGGGUAUUCCGAAUACUCAGUACUCAGUUCACAGUUCUUAGUUCUCAGCAAGUAAUUGGCAGCCAUGUCGUGCAAAUAUUCUUCUCCAGCCCUGCUGCUUCUCUUGGGUAGCAGCCUUUGUCUGCUGAGUGGAUCCGUCAACUCCACCGACGUUUAUACCAGGGUUAACAACGUUGUCUUUGGCAAUCGCGAAUGGGAGCACAGCGAACCAACCAGUUUUCAGAGCAGAUCCGGACUAGGUUCUCCAGUCUCCGCUUCGGCACCGGCAGUUUCUGGCCGUACGGACUUGCAGCGUCCACAGCCGGAGCCGGAACAGUCCUGGAAUGGUAAACGUAAUCCAGUACGUCCAGCAGCUUCCGCAUACGCCCCCGCACCCGCCCCCUUACCCGCCCAAGACCACGCUUCUGCUGCUGCGCCUAUUGUAAUCACCGGACAGAACCCGGAUAACCGGAGAGUGAAACCAACUGUCAGCACUGCGGGACCCACACGUGCUCCGGCACAAUUGAACUACCGGGAGCGCUUCAGCUCGGUGCUCUUCCAGCCCAUCAUUCGUGGUAGCUCGCAAAAGAAUGUGGUCUACUCGCCCUCCUCAAUCCACGCCAUGUUAGGCUUGCUCUAUGGCGUGUCCAGUGGACAAACUAACCAUGAGCUAAUGAGAGCGGGCCAAUUUGUCCAGAGCCAAAUCGAUGUGGCCAGAGACUUUAAGCGGGUAAACGAACUGAAUCGACAAUUGGACAAUGCACUCUUGAUUGUGGCCAACAAGUUGUUCUACAACCGUGAAUUGGCGGAGCUUAAUCCCGACUAUAGGCGCUUUGCAAAGGAAUACUAUGGCGCAGACAUUGAGGCUGUCAAUAUGAAAAGAUCGGCCAAUACGGCGGCCAGGAUCAAUGCCUGGGCAUCGGAUGCCACGAAUAACAUCAUACGGGAGCUGGUGAGUCCCGCCGACAUCGAUGUACAGACCCAAGCGAUGCUGGUCAAUGCGAUCUACUUCAAAGCUCGCUGGGCCACAGAAUUCUCAGCCAUGGACACCACUCCGGCAAAGUUCCAGGUGAACCGUAAUGCAGCUGUCACGGUGUCCAUGAUGUACAACGACGAUAUAUUCGCCUAUGCCGAGCUGCCGGAGUUGGAUGCCACGGCAGUGGAGCUACCGUAUGCUGGCACCACGGCAACCAUGCUGUUGAUACUGCCCAACCAGGUGGAUGGUCUGGCCCGGCUGGAAAGUCAGUUGGCCAAUCCCAUGAAUGAUCUAAACGUAAUUGCAUCCCGUCUGCGCCGUGAGACAGUCACCGUACGUCUGCCCAAGUUCCGCAUUGAGUUCGAGCAGGACAUGGUGAGUCCACUGCAGCAGAUUGGGGUGAAUCGUAUGUUCACCAGAGAGUCAGAGAUUGAUUCCAUGCUCCUGCGUCCGGUGACUGUGUCCAAGAUCUUGCAGAAGGCCUUCAUCGAUGUCAAUGAGGCUGGCUCCGAAGCAGCCGCCGCGUCCUAUGCCAAGUUUGUGCCUCUGUCGCUGCCGUUGAAGUCACGCGAAUUCAUUGCCGAUCAUCCCUUCAUCUUUGCCAUACGCACCCCCGAGUCGGUACUCUUCAUCGGACAUGUGGUGCUGCCCACCCAGCUGCCUGGGACCCAAUAAUGGCCUCUUCCCUAGCUCUUAAGUUGUACGCAUUUUAAUACUCUAUACUACAUACUCGUAAUCGUAAAUACUUCAUUAUAAUCCAUCUGAAAUUUCUCAACAAAGAUUUGAAAAAAAAAAAAAAAAAAAAAAAA